Platichthys flesus (European flounder) is the source of this 1047-nucleotide messenger RNA. It is a transcript of the gene sdhaf1, whose product is annotated as succinate dehydrogenase complex assembly factor 1. The coding region runs from base 354 to 602 and encodes 82 amino acids. Gene Ontology annotation, biological process: mitochondrial respiratory chain complex II assembly. The transcript is spliced from 2 exons. NCBI's taxonomy places the organism in Eukaryota, Metazoa, Chordata, Actinopteri, Pleuronectiformes, Pleuronectidae. The record is from RefSeq and is a predicted model, not a curated record. Gene Ontology annotation, cellular component: mitochondrion.
GGAAGUCACGUGUUUUGUAGUCCUGUAGCUUGGUGGUGUUGUAACGUGAAGUAAGGUCACACAGGAUGCUAACCGGGGCUAACAGCAGCUAACAACAGCUAACAGCAGCUAACCGGAGCUAACAGCAGCUAGCCCGAGCUAACAGCAGCUAACCGGAGCUAACACACUUUCUGUCUCCGGUGAUUUUUAACGAUGAUCAACGAUCAGAUGAAACAUUAAAAAAAACGUCAGGCCGUGAAACGUCGGUGCUUCCGGUCAAACAGGUGGUGCUCAGGGAUCCCUUCAGUCAGACUAGUGGUCAUUAGAGGAACUGCUGGUGUUCCUCUCAACCCCAGGUCAGCUGAUUCCUGAGGAUGGCACGUCACAGUAAACUACAGAAGCAGAUCCUGGCUCUGUACCGUCACUUCCUGCGGGCCGGGCAGGACAAACCGGGCUUCAUCCCCCGGAUCCAAGACGAGUUCAGGGUAAACGCUCGCAUCAAGAAGACGGAUGUGAUGCACAUCGAGUACCUGUACCGGCGAGGACAGAGGCAGCUGGAGCAGCUGAAGGACGUCAACACCAAACAGCUAGGCUCCUUCUCCAAACCCCACGACCAGAGCUGACCUCCGACCUGCAGCCACGUCAUGUGACCUCAAACACCAACGGAUACCUCACAAACACGCUGCGUUCAAGUACAGCAGGAACUCGAGACCUCAGUGUGAAGAACAGGCGAUGUGAUAAAUGUAGAACUUGGAGACUUCAAGUGACUGUGUGUGUGUGUGUGUGUGUGUUGGGGGGGGGUUGAAGCAAGGAAAUGUUAAAAUAAUAAAAGAAUGUAAAAUGAAUCGUCAUUUGCUCUAGCAUUGUACUUAUCUCCGGUACAUGAAUUUAAACAGUGAGUAUCUUUACCUCAACCAUGAGGACUGUUCACCCCUACCUGCCUGUUUAUGAGUGUGUGAUUUGAACUGGAUCAAGUGAGUUUAUUGGGCGACUGUAUGAGAUUUAUAUUCUAAUACAUUUCAAGGAAAUCUAAUGUUUCUUAUGGCAGAUUUAGUUACUUUACAGUGA